GAAGUCUCUCUUUGCUGUUCAGGACUUUCAUUCAAACAUAUGUGAUAUCAUGUGUUUUCUGUUCUGUGGGUGAAGUGCACUCAAAACUGUAAAAUGUUGCGCAAAAGGACUAACGGACGAGAAGAUGCGGACAAUGGCAAUAAACCUGAGAGAAAGAAGACCCCAGAGGACUAUAGUGUUACUGGUUCGACUGUCUCUCAGAAGAGCUGCUGGGCUGUUGUGUCUUUUUGGAUGAAGGUUUUGCUCUUCGUCAUCUUCACUCCAGCUUUCUUGAACUAUGCCUCCCUGCAAAGAGAAGGACAGGUGUUGUCACCCACAGAUGCUCAUCUAAUUGAUAUCGGCCUCGGAGAAAAGAUCCAUUUACACUGUAAAGGACAUGGGCAACCAGUUGUCAUUCUUGAUGCUCCAGCAGGGAUGUCUUCAGAUAUUUGGUUUCAUGUGCAAGAGAGUCUUUCGUUUUCAACAAAGGUGUGCACUUACGACAGAGCUGGUCUGGGUUUUAGCCGAAGAGCCCUGCAGAAUGAAACUACAGGCACAGAGAAGGUCUGGAGAUUAUCAACUACGGGCAGGAUGGUGGAUGACCUUCACCGAUUGGUCAAGGCUGCAGAUUUAGCCACACCCUUCAUUCUGAUUGGCUCUGAGCUAGGAACUCUCAACGGCAGGUUCUACAGCCACAUUCAUGAUACGCAAGUGUCUGACCUGGUGCUGAUCGAUCCAAUCCCCGAGGACGUCUUUGAGGAGCAGAAGUGGCAGCAGUUCUGGUACUCUCAGCUCAUCCCAUCUCUGCAGAUGAUGCAGUUCUCCGCAGCCGCAGGUUUGAGUCGUCUGCUCAUUAUUCUGGGUGUGCUGAAGCCGCUCAUUCAGGGUGAACACAUCUCGGAGGAGCUCCUGCAGCGACAGAAAUAUCUGCUGUGUAACCCUGCCCACCAGAGCGCUGCAGUGGAUGAGCAUUUCUUCCUCAAUGAAAGCGCAUCUCAAGUCAGCGAGAUCUCCAGAUAUAAGCCUCUCUCCAGCAAGACAUCUGUGCAUGUGAUCACGGGGGAAUCGUUUGAUGAUCAGCUUCCUUCAGAUCUCAACCGAGUGCUCGCCGAACUUCAGAGCAAGUUUUUGGAGCGCUCUUAUCCCAAUGCAAAUCGCAUUCAGAUUCACGGGGCGGAUCGGCACAUGAUCUACAAAAAUCCAUCUUCGCUUAUCAAACAUUUGCAUAAGCUCGUGGCGCAAAGGCAGACCAACCAACAGAGGCAGUGAGAUGCUUUGGAAAAUGCAGACUUUCUUAUAGCAAACAUUGUCAUUCUUCUCAGUAUGAAGGUGGAAUCUGUCUAGUUUGUUGGUGGAUUGUGUAUUUUGAUGAACUGCUGAAAAAAAUAAUUGAUUGUUUUUGUGUUUUAGGUUAAAAUACCUUAUUAGAAAUGCAGCAACUUAUCAAAAAUGCCUCAGUUUGAUGCCUCAAUUUUUUUUUUUAGAAAUGCAUAACCCAAAUUCAUUACAUAAAUGUCAUUUUUCUUCUUAUGUAGACAGCUGUUACUUUCUAUCUUCAAUAAUGCAAGAUGCUAAAUAACAUUUUUCUGCGUAUGAAGCAGGAAUCUGUAGUUUGUUGAUGGAUUGUGCAUUUUGAUGAACUGCUGAAGAAAAUAAUUAAUUGUUUCUGUAUUUUUGAUGAGAAAGCCUUAUUAGAAAUAUAGUAACUUGUCAAAAACGCCUCAGUUAGAAAUGUUGUAUUGGAAAAAUAAUGCUAAAGAACUUUUUUUUUUAAGCAUCAAAAUUUUGGUCAGAAUUUAUUUAGAAAAUAUCUGCCCUCAAAUAUUUGAUGAACGCAUAACCAGCCCAAAUUCUUUACAUAAACGCUGUCAUUUUACUGCCUAGGAAGCAGAAUUCUGUCUAGUUUGUUGGUGGAUUGUGCAGUUUGAUGAACUGCUGACCAAAAUGAUUGAUUGUUUCUGUGUUUUUGGUUAAAAUGCAUGAUUAGAAAUGCGGUAACUUGUCAAAAACACCUCAAUUUGACGCCUCACAUAUUUUUUUUAAUGCAUAACCAACCCAAAUUCUUUAAUUAAAUGCUGUAAUUUUCCUACUUAUGUAGAGUUUAGUAACAGUCACAGCUGCCAAUUUCUGUCUUCAAUGAUCCAAGAUGCCAAAUAACUUUGUCAUUCUUCUGAGUAUGAAGCUGAAAUCUGUCUAGUUUGUUGGUGGAUUGUGUAAUUUGAUGAACUGCUGAAAAAAAUAAUUGAUUGUUUUUGUGUUUUAGGUUAAAAUACAUUAUUAGAAAUGCAGCAACUUAUCAAAAAUGCCUCAGUUUGAUGCCUUAAUUUUUUUUUUUUAGAAAUGCAUAACCCAAAUUCAUUACAUAAAUGUCAUUUUUCUUCUUAUGUAGACAGCUGUUACUUUCUAUCUUCAAUAAUGCAAGAUGCUAAAUAACAUUUUUCUGCGUAUGAAGCAGGAAUCUGUAGUUUGUUGAUGGAUUGUGCAUUUUGAUGAACUGCUGAAGAAAAUAAUUAAUUGUUUCUGUAUUUUUGAUGAGAAAGCCUUAUUAGAAAUAUAGUAACUUGUCAAAAACGCCUCAGUUAGAAAUGUUGUAUUGGAAAAAUAAUGCUAAAGAACUUUUUUUUUUAAGCAUCAAAAUUUUGGUCAGAAUUUAUUUAGAAAAUAUCUGCCCUCAAAUAUUUGAUGAACGCAUAACCAGCCCAAAUUCUUUACAUAAACGCUGUCAUUUUACUGCCUAGGAAGCAGAAUUCUGUCUAGUUUGUUGGUGGAUUGUGCAGUUUGAUGAACUGCUGACCAAAAUGAUUGAUUGUUUCUGUGUUUUUGGUUAAAAUGCAUGAUUAGAAAUGCGGUAACUUGUCAAAAACACCUCAAUUUGACGCCUCACAUAUUUUUUUUAAUGCAUAACCAACCCAAAUUCUUUAAUUAAAUGCUGUAAUUUUCCUACUUAUGUAGAGUUUAGUAACAGUCACAGCUGCCAAUUUCUGUCUUCAAUGAUCCAAGAUGCCAAAUAACUUUGUCAUUCUUCUGAGUAUGAAGCUGAAAUCUGUCUAGUUUGUUGGUGGAUUGUGUAAUUUGAUGAACUGCUGAAAAAAAUAAUUGAUUGUUUUUGUGUUUUAGGUUAAAAUACAUUAUUAGAAAUGCAGCAACUUAUCAAAAAUGCCUCAGUUUGAUGCCUUAAUUUUUUUUUUUAGAAAUGCAUAACCCAAAUUCAUUACAUAAAUGUCAUUUUUCUUCUUAUGUAGACAGCUGUUACUUUCUAUCUUCAAUAAUGCAAGAUGCUAAAUAACAUUUUUCUGCGUAUGAAGCAGGAAUCUGUAGUUUGUUGAUGGAUUGUGCAUUUUGAUGAACUGCUGAAGAAAAUAAUUAAUUGUUUCUGUAUUUUUGAUGAGAAAGCCUUAUUAGAAAUAUAGUAACUUGUCAAAAACGCCUCAGUUAGAAAUGUUGUAUUGGAAAAAUAAUGCUAAAGAACUUUUUUUUUUUAAGCAUCAAAAUUUUGGUCAGAAUUUAUUUAGAAAAUAUCUGCAAUCAAAUAUUUGAUGAACGCAUAACCAGCCCAAAUUCUUUACAUAAACGCUGUCAUUUUACUGCCUAGGAAGCAGAAUUCUGUCUAGUUUGUUGGUGGAUUGUGCAGUUUGAUGAACUGCUGACCAAAAUGAUUGAUUGUUUCUGUGUUUUUGGUUAAAAUGCAUGAUUAGAAAUGCGGUAACUUGUCAAAAACACCUCAAUUUGACGCCUCACAUAUUUUUUUUUAAUGCAUAACCAACCCAAAUUCUUUAAUUAAAUGCUGUAAUUUUCCUACUUAUGUAGAGUUUAGUAACAGUCACAGCUGCCAAUUUCUGUCUUCAAUGAUCCAAGAUGCCAAAUAACUUUGUCAUUCUUCUGAGUAUGAAGCUGAAAUCUGUCUAGUUUGUUGGUGGAUUGUGUAUUUUGAUGUACUGCUAAAGAAAAUAAUUGAUCGAUUCUUUGUUUUUAGUUAAACUAAGUUAUUAGUCAAAAACACCUCAAUUACAAAUGUUUUGCAUUGAAAAUUAAGCCUAAAUAUCUUUUCUAAGCAUCAACAUUUUCGUUGUAAUUAGUUACAAUAUCAGCUCUCAAAUAUUUCAUAAAUGCAUAACCAACCCAAAUUCUUUACUUUAAUGCUGUAAUGUUACGACUUAUGUAGCAGAAAUCUGUCAUUUGUUGAUGGAUUGUGCAUUUUGAUGAACUGCUGAAAAAAAUUAUUGAUCGUUUCCAUGUUUUUGGUUAAAAUAGAACUUGUCAAAAAUUCCCUUAAAUAUUUUGCAUUGAAAAUUAACCCAGUGAACUUUUUUUAAGCAUUAACAUUUUUGUUGUAAUUUGUCUAUAAAAUAUCAGUCCUCAAAUAUUUUAUAAAAGUAUAAACAACCCAAACUCUUUACUUAAA
This is a messenger RNA of Danio rerio (zebrafish), 4381 nucleotides long. The record is from RefSeq and is a predicted model, not a curated record. Lineage: Eukaryota; Metazoa; Chordata; Actinopteri; Cypriniformes; Danionidae.